UAUCGUGGACGCACAAAACGGGAACGCCAUAUAUCCGAGGUUUUCAGUAGUCUACCGCCGUUAUCUGCGAUAACAGCACGCCAAAUAGAUACUGGAGGAACUUAGUUUUGUUGUAACGAUACAAGUGGGUGUUCGAAAGGUUGAUUCAAUAUCGGACGCGUUGCGAAUGCGAUUCCCACACUGCCGGAGGUGCAUUGUUUCCAGUUGAGUUUUCCCAAGUUCCGAUGUUUUGAAAACUUGUUGAUCAAUGGAAUAAUAAGCAAUUGAGUGGUUGUUUCAAGUGCGGGUGGUUACCGAGCUGGUUUCACGAUGGGUUCGGUGGAGGUUCUUUUAUUAACGGUGUCGGUGCUGACAGUGCUCCAGUUCCCUCCCGGCAAUUGCGAGAUGAUGCGUACUUUUUCCUUGGCUAAGGGAUGGACUGUACAAAGUGAAAGUGGAUCUUAUACAUUUACCGAAGUCCAGCUUCCAAAUGGAGUAUAUACCCUGGUUGGAAAUGACACGAUCGAUAAAGAUCUUCUGUUCUCGUACAACGACGUAAACAUGAGAAGCGUAGGAUUAGAGGAUUGGAUUUGGAGUACGGAGUUUGAUACUCCUGAUUCACAUAUGUCUCGAGGAUUCGUAAAUUUAACUUUUCUAGGUAUCGAUACAAUAUCAACGAUCAAAUUGAAUGGCGAAGUACUCGCUGAAACAAAUAACAUGUUUAUUCGUUAUUCCUAUAAUAUUAAGGAUCUGUUGAAGACGUCGGGACGAAACCAGUUGGAAGUGAGAAUCAAAUCGCCCGUAAAGGAAGCUAAACGACUAGCUGGACUCUAUCCUGAAACUCCUCCAGAAUGCCCAGAUCCAAAGUACCACGGUGAAUGUCAUAUGAAUUUCCUACGAAAAAUGCAAGCGAGUUUCUCAUGGGACUGGGGUCCUGCCGCUCCGUCAAUGGGUAUAUGGAAGACUGUCCAGUUGGAGGUUUUCGAUGUUGCUAUUAUCCGCGAUAUUGAUGUUGCAACCAACCUAGUUGGCAACAAUUGGGAAUUGGAUAUACGCGUCUACUUGGAAACUGGACUGAAGCAACCGUUUUAUGGGGAAUUGACCAUGUUUGGGGUUGACCUCUUCAAUGGCCCUUUCAAAGUCGUCUUCGAUGUGGAACCAGUCGAUUAUCGUAACCCAGUCAUCCAUUUCGUCAGAACAAUACAGAAAAGUAAAGUAGAGUUGUGGUGGCCCAAUGGAUACGGCGAACCAAAACUCUACAAUCUGUACUUCGGGUGGACUGGCGGACUUUCACCCGAACUACAACCGGAACUUUGGAGUACUUCACAGAAAUCAAUCCGAAUUGGUUUUCGAACGAUUGAAUUAAUUCAGAAGGAGUUGGAUGAUGGAGACAGUUUCCUCUUCCGAAUCAAUGGCGUUGAAAUGUUCAUGAAAGGAUCUAAUUGGAUCCCGUCUCAUAUAUUACCCGAAAAGAGUGGUGACAACGACCGAAUUAAUUAUCUUCUCAAGGCCGCAAAAGAUGCUAAUAUGAAUAUGCUGCGUGUUUGGGGUGGAGGCAUAUAUGAAUCUGAUUAUUUUUACGAUAUGGCCGACUAUUACGGAAUUCUGAUUUGGCAAGAUAUGAUGUUCGCUUGUGCCAUGUAUCCUGUGUUCGAUGAGUUUUUGGAAUCCGUUGAGACCGAGACCGUUCAAAAUGCACUACGUAUUGCGUAUCAUCCAAGUAUAGCGAUUUGGGCUACCAACAAUGAAAAUGAAGUUGCCUUAGCCCAGAACUGGUAUAAGACCGCAUCUAACUUUGAAUACUUUGCGAACACAUACCGCCAGCUUUACGUGGCUACAGUCAAUCAUGCGUUGAAAAUCAUCACCCAUUCUGGUCGACCGGACGUUUUGAUAUCCAGUCCUUCAAAUGGUAUUGAAUCGGUGGCGAGCAACUUCAUUGCAAAGAAUCCACAGGAUACUCGGUACGGUGAUAUCCACUUUUACACAUACCUCCUUGACGGUUGGAAUCCGGUAAUCUACCCAAAUCCUAGAUUUGCCUCUGAGUAUGGUUUCCAGAGCAUUCCUUCACUAACAAGCUGGAACCGGGUGAUGGCUGGAAGCGAUAAGUUGACUGAGCUCCUUGAUCACAGGCAACAUCAUCCGCUCGGAAAUGCGCCCAUCAUCGAUCUUAUCAAGAAACACUUCUAUCUACCAGAUGAGUCUAGUCCGAAUUAUAUGCAGGCAUUGAUUUAUUUGAGCCAGGUAUCGCAGGCUAUGGUAAUAAAGGCGGAAACAGAACAUUAUAUGAGCCGAAGAGAUUCAGACUCUUACACCAUGGGUGCACUGUACUGGCAACUUAACGAUGUCUGGAUUGCUCCUUCCUGGUCCAGUAUUGAUUUUCAUGGCACCUUUAAGAUGCUUCAUUACUGGGCGAAAGAUUUCAUGGCUCCACUAUCAGUUAUCGCUCAAGUCGACGAGUUCAAUAAGGUCAAUGUUUUUGUGUCCCGGGACACAGUAGAUGAUAAUGAUCAGACUCUGAUGGUUGUAUUGAGCAUCGUCUCUUGGACGGAAUUGCUGCCAAAGGAUACAGAAAACUGGUAUUUGAAAAUGAAACCAAACUCGGUAUUGAAAGUUGUGUCAUUUGACUUCGAGGAUUACCUGAAAGGAAAGUACAACAAACAAAACAGCUUCUUACAGUUUGACCUUUAUGAUACCGGGAAGAAUGUAUUAUCGACAACAUAUCUGUUUCCUACGAAUUUAAAAGAUGCCAACGGAAUCAGUGACCCAGUUAUUGUCGUGUCGAUUGAAUCACAUGUGUGUGAAAACGGGGGUGCAUCAGCUAGUUUGUGGAUCAAAGUGCGGUAUCCUACACUGUUUGUCUUCCUGGAAUUAACGCGUACGGACAUAAAAAGGCAUUACUUCUCUAAGAAUGGAUACAUUCAAGUGCAACCAAUAGAGACGAUACAUUUGGAAUAUACAGAUGAAAAGUGUGCGGAAUUUACUCUCAAGGACAUCAGAGUAUCGCAUGCAAAUGCAUAUCUAUUAAAUGACAACUAGUAGUAGGGUUUGAUUCAACAACCAUGUUUAAUAAGCAUUAGUCAGUUAAGCAUAUAGAUCAUUUUAUUGGAAUAUACAUAUUUUAAUUAAAAGUU
Messenger RNA from Hermetia illucens (black soldier fly), 3110 nucleotides. It is a transcript of the gene beta-Man, whose product is annotated as beta-mannosidase. The record is from RefSeq and is a predicted model, not a curated record. Gene Ontology annotation, biological process: glycoprotein catabolic process. Bases 310 to 3015 code for a protein of 901 amino acids. Gene Ontology annotation, molecular function: beta-mannosidase activity. NCBI's taxonomy places the organism in Eukaryota, Metazoa, Arthropoda, Insecta, Diptera, Stratiomyidae. The transcript is spliced from 14 exons.